This is a messenger RNA of Gossypium raimondii (Peruvian cotton), 1170 nucleotides long. RefSeq names its product chloroplastic import inner membrane translocase subunit HP30-2. Gene Ontology annotation, molecular function: protein binding; transmembrane protein transporter activity. Gene Ontology annotation, cellular component: chloroplast inner membrane; TIM22 mitochondrial import inner membrane insertion complex. NCBI's taxonomy places the organism in Eukaryota, Viridiplantae, Streptophyta, Magnoliopsida, Malvales, Malvaceae. The transcript has 6 exons. The record is from RefSeq and is a predicted model, not a curated record. Gene Ontology annotation, biological process: protein targeting to chloroplast; protein insertion into mitochondrial inner membrane. Bases 130 to 906 code for a protein of 258 amino acids.
AGGGUCGACCCAGUCCGUGCCAAAAUCUGAUAUAUCUAUAUCCAUUUCCAGCGGCAGCACACCCAGCAUUCAAGCAUCUCUUAAGCCUCCCUCUCCUAUCCUUUGAGCAUAAGAAAAUUAUACACAAAAAUGGAGCGAGGAAAAGAGCAGGGAAUGGUGGUGAUGCCUCAGCAAAACCCUUUGGAACAGUUGCAAGCUAAGUUCAAGGAAGUGGAGACCAGUUUCAGAGGAUGGCUAGCCAAGCAGUCCUUGCCCGUCGAGGCGGCUGUUGUAACCACCACCAGCGCUGCUCAGGGUGCUGCUAUCGGUGCUUUCAUGGGUACCCUCACCAACGAUGUCUCCUCCUCUCUUCCAACUCCCCCUCAGGCUUCCCUCGAUCCUCAAGCCAUGGCUUCUCUCAAGCAAGCCCAGGCUCUAUCAGGAGGCCCCCUGAUACAAGCUCGGAAUUUUGCUGUGAUGACGGGUGUGAAUGCAGGCAUAUCUUGUGUUAUGAAAAGAUUGAGAGGAAAGGAGGAUGUCCAAUCUAGCAUGGUGGCGGCUUUCGGCUCUGGGGCAAUGUUUUCUUUAGUGAGUGGUAUGGGUGGCCCAAAUCAGAUUGCAAAUGCAGCUACAUCUGGUCUUUUUUUCGCCCUUGUUCAAGGUGGCCUUUUCCAGCUAGGUCAAAAGUUUUCUCAACCACCUGCCGAGGAUAUAUACUAUUCCAGAACAAGAUCCAUGUUAAGUAGUCUUGGCUUGCAGAACUACGAGAAAAACUUCAAGAAAGGCUUGUUAACGGACAACACAUUGCCUUUGCUCACUGAUAGUGCUCUUAGAGAUGUGAAAAUACCACCCGGACCCAGGCUCCUUAUUCUCGAUCAUAUUCAGAGGGACCCAGAAUUGAAAGAGAAGCAAGGGCGACGCCGGUGAGCUUCUACUAUCAAGCUGUUUCUCCAUUAAGGGGCAUUUUCCUAUCCAUCUGAAACUAAAGAACAGGAGCCAGCUUGUAUCAUUUCCAUUGGAAAUGAAUUUCUUUUCUUUAUUUCAUGCUGUCAUUAGGAUCCAAUUUGGAUAAACAUGGUUGUUUAGGAUUCUUUAAACAAGUUUUCCUUCUAGCUUUAAUUUGUUAAGUAGUUUCAGUUGGUGUUAUACUAAAUAUCUUUAUAAAAAUCCCAUAUGCAUGAGGUUAAGGCA